AUGAGUAGUGUUGAUGAUCAGAAUCAAAAUAAUGGAGAUGGCUUGCGCAUUCUUAAUGUAAUUUAGCAGUUUUCAGAUAAUGAAUUCAAUCAAAUGAAGUUUUAUUAAGAAUUAGCGAAUAAUACCUAUGAUUUGAAACUUGUUUCUCAAUACUAGCUGUAAAUUUUAUGCAAUUCUGCCAAAAUCACCAUUGACAACAUGGAAAUCACAGAUUAUAACUACAAUUGCACUUAAGUCGAUGAUUUAACAUGUAAACUACAAUUUGAUUUCAAGAAAUCCAUCUAUUAAUACAAUACAAUUCAUGCAUUGUUAUAGUUUACAAAUUCAAUGAAAAGACUGCUUGUUGAAAAAAAUGAUAAAAGUGUUAAAUAUGACAUCACACCAAGAGAAUUCAUUAUUUUAAAUUAGAAUGAUAAAAAGUAAUAGGAAUACAUAUAAAGUGCUCAAUAGUCUUUUAAUUUAUUUUUUUUAAUUAUGAUCCCAGUAUCUAUCAUUUUCAACCUCUUUAAUUAUUUAUGGGCAGUCCUAGAGAUAUUAAGUUGGAUCAAUAAUUUCUAUUUUCUUAACGUUAAUUAUCCUUUCAAUGUGGAACUAUUUUUUUUAAAUAGCAAUUGGUCAAGCUUCAUUAAUUUUCCAACUUUUUAGGAAUUGAAUCAACCCGGGUGUAGUUAUUACUUUGAGGCUCCAAAAAGAUUCAUGAAUAAAGGAAUAGACCCAUUAUUCUUUAAUAACAUUUAAAUCCCAUUUAUGUUUAUACUUUCCUCCAUCCUCAUUUUUCUAAUAAACUAUUUGUUUUAUUCAUUCUUUUCUUUACUUGAUGAUGCAUUGAAACUCAAAAUAUCAUUAAAAGACAAGCAUAUAAGUAUUUUUAAUGUUCAAAUAAAAAAAUAACCUCAUUAAAAUGCAAUCAAAGAACAUGAAUAAAUGAUAGUCCAAAAUAAAUAUUUGAAAUCUAUUACUGACUUUUUUAAAUCAAAUUCAACUAAUCUCGUAAAUUAGUGUAAAUCAACGAUUUCUUUAUGCCUAUUGGAUAUUACAUUAGCAAUUUUCCUUUAGUUAUUUUGUUCGAAGAAUAAUUCGCAUAUCAUAGUGGAUUCAAAUCAAUUCCUUGCGAUAAUGACAAUUGGCAUAAUCAUAUUUUAAUGUUAUUAAUAAUAUUAAAUUUUGAAUAUUCAUUAGUUAAAAGCGAAAAAUAAACAUUUUGAGGAAAAAUUUGGAAUUUACUAUGAAAACAUAAACCUUGAAAAUUCAUUCGGAUAUUAUUAUUCAUUUUUUGGAUAAAUAAGCAAAAUCCUGUACAUAUUUUUCAUGGUAUUUUACUACUACACUCCACUUUUGUAAGUAACUUUGUGUUAUCUAUCCUCCUCUUUAUGUUUUAUUUUCUUAUUAUAUUAAAAUCCAUAUAAUUCAAAGAAGGAAUAUGUGAUAAAAUUAUUAUCCAACUUUUGUUUAAGCUCCAUUAUAUUAAUUAUUAUCUCAUUUGCUAUGAAUGAUCAAAUACAAGUUGAAUUUAUAGAGCAAAACAAAAUUAUUUUAGGCUGGAUGGUUAUAGCUUUAGUCUUAGUUGCAAUUGUCAUUGAAUUUUGUAUUCUAGCCUUUGGAUUAAUUCUAUAAAUUUUCCAUUUUUUUUAAAUUUUAUGGAAUCGAAUAUAAAAGAAAAGUAAAAAUAACAGCAAUUAACAUAAUGAAUAAUAGUCUGAGUAAAAAGAAACAAGAAAUGAGACAAAAAAAACACAUAAUAAAAAUGGAAAUUAAUUGUAAUCAAGAGAUACAAAUUUUUCAAUUGUAUUAUUUUGA
Paramecium tetraurelia is the source of this 1797-nucleotide messenger RNA. RefSeq lists its product as uncharacterized. The transcript has a single exon. The record is from RefSeq and is a predicted model, not a curated record. NCBI's taxonomy places the organism in Eukaryota, Ciliophora, Oligohymenophorea, Peniculida, Parameciidae.